This is a messenger RNA of Lentinula edodes (shiitake mushroom), 1224 nucleotides long. Its product is annotated as concanavalin A-like lectin/glucanase domain-containing protein. Gene Ontology annotation, molecular function: hydrolase activity, hydrolyzing O-glycosyl compounds. The coding region runs from base 1 to 1224 and encodes 407 amino acids. Gene Ontology annotation, biological process: glucan catabolic process. The record is from RefSeq and is a predicted model, not a curated record. NCBI's taxonomy places the organism in Eukaryota, Fungi, Basidiomycota, Agaricomycetes, Agaricales, Omphalotaceae. The transcript has 10 exons.
AUGUAUUACGACCAGCUCUUUUUCGCUGCCUUCUUGAUCCACACGACAUUGGCUUCACCAAAUUUUGGUAGAUCAUUUAGGCCGUCAACAAAUUCCAUCCGAUCCAGAAUUCGCUCAAUAUUGCCUUCGCUGAACCUAUCAUGGUUGCCUCCCAGCCCGAAUCUCCAAUCGAGAUCUUAUUCCCCCAGUGCUCUUGAUGUCAAUCCGAAUGGCACGACCUUUCUUUGGCUGCCCGAAGACGAGUAUUCCGGAAGUACCUUUUUCGACAACUUUUCCUUCUAUACUGGUGCAGAUCCAACGCACGGAACUGUGAACUUUCUUAAUGCAACCGCUGCCUUUUCGGAAGGUUUGGCAUAUGUACAGGACAACGGUGUUGUGAUCAUGAAAGGUGAUAACACGACGACCUUGGAUGAGGGAGUAAAUCGGAAUAGUGUCCGAAUAUCCAGUAACAAGCAAUACAAUACUGGACUUUUCAUCUUGGAUACCAACCAAGCACCUUGGGGUUGUGGGGUGUGGCCAGCGUUUUGGACGGUUGGAGGAGGCACUUGGCCAUUGACUGGGGAAAUAGAUAUCAUCGAAGGAGUUCACGACAACGAACAUAACCAGGUCACUUGGCACACAGGUCCCAACUGCACUCUAACUCCAGAAGGCAACUUUACUGGCACAAUCGUGCAAACCAAUGGUGUCAAUAAUACCAAUUGCGAUGGCGAUGCUAACGACAAUGCCGGCUGCGGUGUCACGGAAUGGAGCCGAGCCUCAUAUGGCCCGUUCUUUGACCAACAAGGUGGUGGUGUUUUCGCCAUGAAGUGGGACGAGAACGGUAUCGCAGUCUGGUCAUUUUAUCGCGCAGCGAUCCCUCAGGAUAUCCAGGCAGGAAGUCCAAACCCGUCAGGAUGGGGCAAUCCUGUCGCGGCGCUAGAGCCCGGAGGAUGCGACCCCAUCUCUAACUUUGUGAAUCAUUCCAUUAUUUUUGACAUCACUUUCUGCGGCGACUGGGCAGGCAACUCAUACGCAACAUCAGGCUGUCCAGGGACAUGCUCAGAGCAGCUAAUGGAGCCAUCCAAUUUUGAUAAUGCUACCUGGAGUAUAAACUCCAUCAAAGUAUAUCGCAAGCAACUCCUGAGCGGUCAAAUAACAGGCAAAGCCGUGACUGUACGUUCAAAUCUGAGAUGGGACGCUGUGAUAGCAUUCGCUGCGCUUUUCAUGAUUUCAGUGAUAAUCUAA